UUCAAUUAUUUCUUUAACAAUCGCUAAUUCAAUUUACAUGUUUACAUCGCAUCAAUUAUCAAAGAAAAAAAAAAUUAAGAAAACUUAAAGGCAUCUUGUGUAAUUAAUAUUUGUGAACGUGAAGAAAGAUAAUUAAUUAAGCUACAUGGUAAUGCAACGAAGAAAAGUGAAAAUUAUGCAAACGGGUCAGCGUCGUUCGUUUCUUUGACUCUUUCUUAUACACUGACAUCGUUCUUCCGUUCAUAAUAUGUGGAAUCGCAAAGUGUUUAUCAGAAUUAUCGAAGUGAUACUUUGUAUUGCCUGUGUGGUGGCACUUAGGGUGACUAAUGACGAGAGUCGAAGGGUGUUCCAUUAUUUGAGAAGUCGUAGCAGAGAGUGGUCACUGUUAAACAAUGUGACGUGGGGUGCAAUAGGCGCCGCUCUUGCAACAGCAACUUGCGGUGGUUAUAUAAUAGUCACAACUGGUCUUCUUAUUGCUGCUGCGACAGGGGAACUUAAUGGUCGAAAAACGGAGCUGUUCUUCCUUGGAUUGGGGGUUAUUCUUUUCGGCAUUGUUGGCGCUUUGUCUAUGGCGUCUAUAGAAAAUGUCCCUGAAGAUUUGGUAGAUAAUGCUGCGGUUUUUGGGGCACUGUGUUUAUUGACCGCGCUAGUUUUUAUCGCUGAUUUAUUAAUGAGCACUCCCAAGAAGAAGGAUAAAGAAGGGAUGAAGGAACACUUGACUGAUAAGAGAGAGAAACGGCAAAUAACCACCUUAAGCACCGAAAAAGAAACAAAGUCACCGAAAGCUAGUCCAAAAAUCUCCAAAAAAGACGACAACGGUAACAUCAACAAUGGGUUCGAUAAAGUAGAGGAACAGCAUCAAAAGAGCGCGGUUCAACAGGUGUCUGAAGAUCCUCGAAGGUGGGAAGAAGAUCAUUCUUCAAAUCAACGUACCAGAGACACUUAUGGAGAUGAUGAAAAUGACAAUUUCAAUCGAGAUAACAGAGAACAGAAAGAAUAUACUCAAAAUUUUGAAAAUGGAAAGGCUCUUAGAAACUCGCAAAUGUAUCGAGAUUCUGAGAGGCAAAAAGGUGCUAACAGAGACUCUUAUAAAAUGAUGCACAGAAUGGAAAUGCCUACAGUGGUGUACAAAGCUCAUGAUAUUUAUCAACGUCCUGUUGAUGAAGUGGAUACACCUCGAUUCCCGAUUGAAAGUAAUAGCAGGGGUGAAACGAUGUUCGCGAAAAUGAUUAAUCCCGGAGUGAAGAUCAUGAAAGUUGAACAUGACGUCGAUGAAGCUACGUUUGAUGGAUACAGAUACUCUGACACAAGUCAAUACGACAAUGUACCAAUUCGAAUGAAAAAAACGUCGCCCAAGAGUCAAAGGAAAAAUAGAGAUGUGUCUUUCAAUGUACCACCUCCACCAAAGGGUUAUGAAAGAGAUAUUGAAAGAACCAAAGAUGAAAUUGAAAUGCUCGAAGAAUGUUUUAGUUCGCUUAGAACUACAACUACUGGGACCCAAACGCCUAACGUGAGAACACCCUCAACUCCAACUGAUCCUGGAUACGUUCGACAUACAGCUAGCAAUUGGCCACAAGAGACGAAAACGAAAACACCAGGUUCUAGUCCUAGUCACACGAGAAAGUGAUUGAAAUUCAAUUCAAAUUAAGAAAUAGAAAAUAAAAGUUUCGAGGUGCUGAUCGUAUGAGAGAAAUUAUACACUGAUUCUUGAGCUUAGAAAUAAGCUAAAUUGGUUGAAUUUUGUAUUUUUAUAUAUAUGUUUCAAAAUUUUUUUUUAAUUUUAGUGCUAGAAAUUCAAUUGCAUUUUUUGCAAUUAUACCCUUGAAUAACUUAGAAGAAUCAUAAUUAUUAUAUUUGAGGCCUUCCUCAAUUUAAUAUUCCAUUCUUGUCUUUUCCUAAUUUCUCAUUUCUAAUAUGACUAAUAUAAUAUGUAUUACCUUCAUUAACUGUUAUUAUUAUCCCCAGUCAUUCACCCCUGUAAUUCACUGACAAAGCAAAAGGGGUGGAACAACAAACGCGUUCUAAUAUAUGUAGAAACUUUUUAAUAUAAAGUAUCAACACCUCCGUUCACAUCGAUACGCAUACAUACAAUUAUUAAUAAUAAUGUCAUUUUGUGAUAAACAAUAUAACCGCAGCUUGUUAGUCUCCAUCGGAACGUACUCGCUAAGAUUAAUCAUUAAUCGGAUUUACAAAUCGUUCAGAUUACUCUACCGUGUCGUUGCUUUUUCUUACACUUCUGUAUAAAUAAAUCGAUGCUAUUCAACAUCAAUAUUUAUCAUCCAACGUGAUCAACAAUUUUUUUCAUUUAGAUUUCAUGAAACUUGUCGUCACAAGGAGAGAAAAGAAAAAAGAAACUAACCGGAAGGACUCUCGAUUUUUUCUUGAAAAUCAAACUAACUAUCUUCUUUCACUCGGUUCUCUCUUUCUCUAAACGUUUCUAAACGCGUAUUUACAGAGUCGAGAAUAAUUGCUUAGAUACUUGAGCAUUCUUCAUCUUCUUCAUUAACAUCCUCUGUACUUUACAGAAGAAAAUCAAAGGUUUCUUCUUUUCAAGACUGUAUAAUUAGUCUCUCUUAAGAUUAAUAAUAAAUUGUUACUGUAAA
Molecule: messenger RNA, 2603 nt
Organism: Osmia lignaria (orchard mason bee)
Lineage: Eukaryota; Metazoa; Arthropoda; Insecta; Hymenoptera; Megachilidae
Source: RefSeq, a predicted model, not a curated record